CCCUCAAUUGCCCUCAAAUCCGCCCAUCAUCUCCAUCCUGGACAAGACUGAGUGCAUUCGUUCACGUUCAUCCAAGCAAACGAAGCUUUUAUACAAACUGCACUGUCAGAGCCAGCCAUGUCGGAUCUCGCGAGUCUAGAUACCAGCCAGCACCCUUACCUGCCCCAAUCUGCCUCCCUCCUCUUUGACGCCAAAGCAAAGGCAAACCUCAGCUUCGAGCAGAUUGCCCAGCACAUAGGUCGCAAUGAAGUAGCCACAGCAGCAAUAUUCUACGGGCAGGCCAAGGCGUCUAAGGAGGACAUCAUCAAGCUCGCUGAGCUCCUGCGCUUGCCGGCCACCGCGUUAGAAAUGCAGAUGGGCGGCUUUCCGGAUCGAGGGCGCUCGGUGGAGAUGCCUCCGCGUGAGCCCUUGAUCUACAGAUUGUAUGAGAUCGUGCAGAAUUACGGAUACGCCUACAAGGCGAUCUUGAAUGAGAAGUUUGGCGAUGGUAUUAUGAGUGCGAUCUCUUUUUCGACGAAUGUGGAGAAGGAAACGGAUGAGGAUGGGAACAAUUGGGCUAUCAUUACAAUGAGAGGGAAAUGGCUUCCGUACUCUAGGUUUUGAUACAAUGAGAUAUGGUUAUUUUAUAUGUGGCCAAUCAACCAUAUUUACCCAUAUUUGGAUUUUCCUUGUCUACUUCUCAAUGGAAUAUUAAAAAACGUGGAUCAAGUAACCAGCAUUCUGUUUUGAGAUUUAUAUCUUCAGUCGUUGAGAAAUUUCUCACUGUCUGUUCUGCUAGUAUGAUAUCUAUGAGUGAACUAGCCAUCUUGUGAAUGUCGGGUUCACAUUAGACCACCAUACUAUCUGUCCCAUUUUACUCCAGA
Molecule: messenger RNA, 863 nt
Organism: Coccidioides immitis RS
Lineage: Eukaryota; Fungi; Ascomycota; Eurotiomycetes; Onygenales; Onygenaceae
Product: cyanate hydratase
Exons: 3
Coding region: 118-603 (161 amino acids)
Molecular function (GO): cyanate hydratase activity; DNA binding
Source: RefSeq, a predicted model, not a curated record